AUGGCCCAAACGACUACCACCACAAACCCGGCUUUUGGUGGUCCAACGCCUGUCUCCAACGUCUCACACCCAGACCAGACCUCCAGCACGUUGGCUGGAGUGCUGGCAUCGUGUUCCAUCUCGCCCAACACCAAAGACCACUCCAGUCUGGCGCUACCCCCGUUUUCAUUCUCCAAGCGCCCAGUUGAUGAAUACUUGAACAAAUCCAGAAGCUCUGCCUGCAGCGAUGCCGACAUCAAGUCCACCUUCCACUCGCACAUAUCAGACAUCAUCCCGUCGUCCACUCGCAAAAACACCACCAGAAGUUCGGGUGACUCAGGCACUCCUGACAAGUUCAGAGACAUCAACUAUGACGAGCAGAUCAGGUUUCCCCAGAUGAACAACAUGAACUGCUACACCUACGUUGGGGGUUCUCGACGCUCCAGCCGUCCUUCAUACGGCAGCAGCGUCAGCGAUAGAAGUGUCAAGAGCUCGGAAUCAGCUAAGAAACAACCUACCGACCAGAAGAAGGAGGGCAAAGAAAAGGAGACCACCAACCGCAACUACCGUCCUGCCACCUUCGACCUCUCCCAGCCGCUUAGACGGUUCUCGAUUCCUGUGGAGAAGGAGUGCAACUUUUCCAACAUGGCCAUCGACGCUAGCGACUCGCUGAACGAAUACUCCAAGCUCCUUAAGGAGUAUAUUGUGAACAACUACAUCUAUGAGAAGAACGUAGAGCAGGCCCAGCUAAGUCGCAAUAUCAGCAACUACAUCACGGAGCACGGACUCAAAGAGCCUCCCUCAGAAGCACUUUUGAACAAGAUGCAACCGUUUUCGUCAGUGUUUCCCAGGAUGAAGAACCCAACCGCACCCGUCGAUCCAGCCAGCCGAAUCCCAUUAAAACCCACCAGAACACCAUCGUCCACCUCGUCAAACUCCACCAAUUCCGGCUCCACCUCAGACACAGCUUCCACGGGACAGACCGUCAGUGCCACGGGCUUCAACCACUUGUACCAACUAAAGAAACCGUUGAGCACUCCUGCAGUUCUCAGGCCCAUGGUUUCGACAAAUGGGUUGGCCAGCACGGUGCCAUCUUCCCCUUCAUCCAGCGCUGAUGACACAAAGUCGCCAAAGAGGAACAGCGGCAGCACACCCAUGAACAACUCCAUCUAUACCAUUACCUCACCCACGAUUGCCGAGGGCUUUAACGACGCGGAGUAUGUUGAGGAAGACGAAAACUCCAUCAACGAUACAGACCUGGAACGGGUUGCUCCGCAGGCGUUCGACAUCGAACCCACGCACACCCACUGGAAGCCCAACACAUACUCAAGCCAUUGCAUGCAAUGCUUCAAGACAUUUGGUAAUUCAAUUCUCUCAUUAUUUUACACGUUUUUUGACGGAAAGAAAGACUCAGAGCUCGAUGGCAGGGGUACCCAAACUUCAGUGCCCCACGUCUUGAAAGCCAGCGGCUCGGGUCUCGCGGGACCUACCAGACGCCACCAUUGUCGGUUUUGCGGGUUUAUCUACUGCGACACCUGUUUGAUCCAGAACGACCAGGACGAGGCCUCCAAAUUCAAUGUUACCACCCGGAUAUACGCCACUCCGCGUGGCAAGUUCAUGGGAAGUGGCAUCCUUUUGGACCAAAACGCCCGGUUUGUCGUUCCCAUCUACCGCAACUUGGAGGCUAGCGACGCAGCUCAGAUGUCGUUGAUCACAGAUCCCGAGAACUACAAGCUCUUCAAAAUCUGCAAGAACUGUGGCGAGAUCUACAAGAACUUGGUCCUCGACCUCAACAAGUCGGCCAACGACGCAGAUCCCGAAUCCGACACACUCCAGAAGUUUCCUUACGUGUUCAUCGAGAAUCCCUACGUCAAUGCGUUGAAAGGCGAGCGGAUACGGCCACAACUGCGCCGGCGUCCACUGAAUCAGCCGGUUGUGGUUGAGUCGUCAUACCUGGCUGCGAAAAUCGACACCCACGGGGGAUUUAGCCGCAAGAACUCGGUCAACGAAGUACCCUCGGACUGGACCUGGAGUUCGUUUUAG
This is a messenger RNA of Suhomyces tanzawaensis NRRL Y-17324, 2022 nucleotides long. RefSeq lists its product as uncharacterized. Gene Ontology annotation, molecular function: metal ion binding. The coding region runs from base 1 to 2022 and encodes 673 amino acids. The record is from RefSeq and is a predicted model, not a curated record. The transcript has a single exon. Lineage: Eukaryota; Fungi; Ascomycota; Pichiomycetes; Serinales; Debaryomycetaceae.